AUGAGGAAAUCGUCUCGGCAAGUAGUAUUUGUGAAUACGUCACCCCCUGAGGAUAGAGUUCAGUUACUAAAACCAUUGCAAGAAAUUAAUGAUAUGGAAGAUGAUUCUGAUGAGGUUUAUGCAUCUGGUUUAAUAAGGCGUUACAUAAAACGACCAGCCAAACUUGAAAAUUUGUCUCUGGCUGAUUGGGCUGCAUGGUAUGACUCCACUGGUAAGCCAUAUGUCAAACCAUCUCGUGAAUUAGACAUUGAUAAUUAUCCACUUGAGACAAACUUCGGUGAUAUUAAUGAUGAUGAUAAUGAGGAAAAUGAAAGUGAACAAAAGAGUAAAAGAAGAUCUAAGGCCAGAAUUAUCCGCAGUGUCUGUUUUAACAAAGAGGUUGAUUCUGAAAAACAUUACCGUGAACUAAUCAUGUUGUUCACUUCAUGGAGAAAUGAAGCAACUAACUUAAUAAAAAAAUAUUCAUCUUAUGAGCAACACUAUUUGCAAGUUAAAAAUAUAAUAGAAGAACAAAUGAAAUUUUAUGCUAUUUGUAGUAAAGACAUGAAUGACAUUCAAGAACAACUUCACAAUAUGGAAGAUAAUAAUGAAAAUUAUGACCUGAUUGCGCCAGGAACACAAAACAUUGAGCGCCAAGAUGAAUCUGAAGGUACACAAGACCUUCAUCCAGAAUUCAAUGAAAACUAUGACCUAUCAGGUGAUCUUCAAAUUCCUUCAACUGCAUCAACUAAGCAGUUGAUAUUAAAUGAAGAACAGGAUGAUGUUUACAGAGGAAUGGUACAAAAAUUAAAUAAAGAACAAAAGGAAUUUUUCUACCAUGUAUUAUACCUUAUUAAAACUUCUGAUAAUCCAUUUUACUGUUUUCUUAGUGGAGGAGCAGGAGUUGGCAAGUCACAUCUCACUAAGUGUCUUUAUCAAGCAGCAUUAAAGUAUUAUAAUACAAGAGUAGGUGAUGAUUUCCACCAAGUGAAAAUAUUAAUGCUUGCACGAACUGGUAAAGCAGCUUACAAUAUUAAAGGUAACACAAUACACAGUGCACUUUCAAUACCUGCAUGUCAAUCUUUAAAGAAUUACAAACACCUUGAUUCAAGCAGGUUAAACACCUUACGGUGUCAACUUGGUGGUUUAAAACUAAUAUUUUUGGAUGAGAUCUCAAUGGUUGGUAGUACAAUGUUUAAUGUUCAAAUAAAUAAUAGACUGAAAGAUAUUAAAGGAAGUAAAGAAGAUUUUGGUGGUGUAAGCAUGGUUGUUAUCGGUGAUUUAUUUCAGCUGGAACCUGUAAUGGACAGGUAUAUAUUUAAGAAUCUAGACAAUUCAGAAUAUGCAGUUCUUGCUCCUAAUAAAUGGCAAGAUAACUUCAAUAUGUUUGAAUUGGAAGAAAUUAUGAGACAAAGGGAGAGCAAAGUGUUUGCUGAAAUAUUAAACAGACUUAGGGAAGGAAAGCAUACUAAGGAUGAUAUUUUGAAACUGAAAGAAAGAUUAAUAAAAGAAAAUAGCAUCCAAGAUCCCAUGGAUGUGCCUCACUUGUUCAUACAAAAUCAGAAGUUAAAUGAAUUCUAUGAAAAAGUGCACAACGCAGCAACUGGUGAAAAGUUUUCAAUCAAAGCAAUAGACAGUGUUAUAGGAGCUAACUCUGCUCAACUUCGAGAUAAAAUUUUGAGUCAAAUACCAGAUGAUCCUAGGAAAACUAAGCAAAUUGCUUCAAACCUUCAAUUGUCAGUGGGGGAAAGAACUGAGGUAGCAUUAAAUAUACGUACUGAUGAUGGCAUGACUAAUGGUGCUGGUAAUGUUGUUAAAAAGAUACAAUUGAAUCAAAUAGAUAAACCUUCCGGUAUAAUAUGGGUCCAAUUUGACCAUUCAGAUGUUGGAGAGAAAACCAGACAUGAAAAUAGACAUCUUUAUGUCCAAGGUAUUGAGUCCACAUGGACUCCAAUAAAGCCAAUCACAACUCAGUUUGCUGUGGGUAGAAACCAAACUGCACAAGUUGUCAGAAAACAGUUUCCACUUAGAGACAAUUCACCGUUCACAAGGUGA
Paramuricea clavata is the source of this 2034-nucleotide messenger RNA. The record is from the annotation of a GenBank genome assembly. Lineage: Eukaryota; Metazoa; Cnidaria; Anthozoa; Malacalcyonacea; Plexauridae.